Molecule: messenger RNA, 2106 nt
Organism: Drosophila bipectinata
Lineage: Eukaryota; Metazoa; Arthropoda; Insecta; Diptera; Drosophilidae
Source: RefSeq, a predicted model, not a curated record
CACACCAUGGAGUCUCGUCUUCGGGCCACACAUCCUUUAUACAAAGUUAUUGUCUUGUGCGGUUUUCUGGGGUUCCUAGUUUACUUCACUCAGCUUAAUAAUGAAUUUUCAGAUUUGGAAUUGAAGGAAUCCGUUCCUCUGCCAAAAGAGACCCAGAAAUACUAUGUGAAAACAUCCAAAUGUCAUAUUCCCUACGUGGACCCUUUCACUUCUGAAGUUAUGGAGUUUUAUAGCCCCGAGACCCUGGUGACCUGCACCAAUGAUAGUGAUCUGGUGUCUACGGAAUAUAACCUAAAGAUCCAGAGAUAUAUUUUGCGGAUCGACGAGGAAGUUGCUAUGGACUUGAUGAACAACACGGAUGUGGAGUACAAUUGCUUUUACCGGGAGGUUGAGUACGGCAGUGAGGCAGACACCUUUGACAAACUCGGGUCCAAUAAGUAUUUCUCGGAUGGAUAUGUAGUACCCACACAUGUUGAGGGUAUUGUGGUUGAGUGCCGAACCGCGGAUGAGCCUUCAAUACUCCUUCAAAAGGAUGCAUUUACAUUUGUGCAGUAUGAGCCACUGCCCAAGGAUAUGAAGAAGAAACAUGGAGUGCGGAAACCUAGUGUCAUUAUGUACGGCAUCGAUUCACUUUCUAGGAUAAACCUCAGAAGAACUAUGCCCAAGGUUUUCAAGUUCCUUCAAGGUGAGGGAUGGUACGAAAUGCAGGGAUACAAUAAGAUUGGUGACAAUUCUUUUCCAAAUAUAUUCGCCAUUCUCAGUGGCUAUUCGGCCGAAACAGCAAAAGAGCAAAUUUGUGAUACUGAUACAGAAGGUUGUUUUGACAAAAUGCCCAUGAUAUGGAAGUACUUCAAAAAUGCCAGCUAUUUGACAGGUUACGCUGAAGAUGAAAGUGGCUCAAAUCAUUUCAGCUACUUGAAGCCGGGCUUUCAGAAAAAGCCAGUGGAUUUCUACUUCCGACCUCUUUUGAAGGCCCUGGAGACCAAGUUGGAUAUUUACCGGAUACCCCAGCAUGAUUAUAUGCGAUAUUGCUUGGGCCGCCGUAUAGCGAAUCGUUAUAUUUACGACUAUGGACGCAUGUUCACCGAAAGGUUUGUCCACGAACGUCCCAUCUGGGGAAUGUUCUGGUCGAGUCACUUCAGCCAUGACGAUCCUUUUAUGCCCUCCGCCAUGCAGGACAAGAUCCUGGGUGAUUUCUUGGACCUGAAGUCGGCUGGUGCUCUGGAGGAGACGAUUAUGAUUUUUUUCGCCGAUCAUGGAGUCAGAUACGGACGUCUGACCAGGCUGAAGGAAGGCUUCCUGGAGGAGCGACUUCCCAUGAUGUUCAUUUAUCUACCUCCCUGGUUUCGGGUGGCGUAUCCUUCUUUUGUCCGGGCACUGAAGAUCAACCAGCACCGGCUGUGCUCCAACUUCGAUAUCCACAAUACUCUGAAACACAUCAUUGAGCUGGGAGGAACUCCGGAUGGACCGGUGUUGCCCAAGGCCUUCGACUGCCCCACCUGCCAGUCCCUGUUCCAUGUCCUUCCGGAGGAUCGCACCUGCGCCCAGGCGGCCAUCGACGAUCACUGGUGCACCUGCGAACCCUACAUCCCCAUUUCUAACCAGGCCUGGACAGAUCAGAUAUCGCACAGUGUCAUCGAUCGGAUGAACGAGUAUUUCGUGGCCAAGGGUCUAUCCGCACUCUGCUCUAACCUGACCCUAUACUAUGUCAUUAAGACAGAGAUCAGAACUGGAGUGGACGUUAAAUGGCACGACGAUCAACUGCCAGAGCUGGAGAAGGCCGUAUACAGGGUCAAGUUCAAAGUGAAACAAAAUAGCGCCGACUUUCAAGCCACUGUCGUCUACAAUAAUGUCACCCAGACCUCGGAAGUAAAUGUGGAGCAAAUCAGUCGAACAAACUCGUACCGCGAAGACUCCACCUGCAUCGAGGACAAGCUAGCGAAGUUGUACUGUAUUUGCUUCAGUGACCUCAAAUCCUGACAAUCUCGUUUGAACACCACCGAUUUGCUACUCUUAGUUAUUCCUAUUUAUUUGUAGCUAUCUAGCAUUAAGUAGAUAUUGAAUUUAAAAAAAGGAAUCCUAAUAAGAUGAUGUUUCCCAACUAGA